GGACUUAGGCUGUCGGCCUGUCUUGGUGACUGGUAAAUUCUCCCUUGCCGGAAGAUUCCAGGGCUAAGACACUGGUUCCGAACCCAACGGAACCCCGCGCGGAGCCACGCCGGGUCACGUGGCCAGCGGCCCCAUGACAUUCUGGUUGCCGAGCGUCAUCGUGACGUUUGGGCGACCCGCCGAGUGGCCCCGCUGCCUCCGCCGCCUCUGCAGCCGCGGUGCUGCCAUGGACCUAGGACCGAUGCGCAAGACUUACCGCGGGGACCCAGAGGCAUUUGAGGAGACUCAUCUGACCUCCCUGGACCCUGUGAAGCAGUUUGCUGCCUGGUUCGAGGAGGCUGUUCAGUGUCCCGAGAUAAUGGAAGCCAACGCCAUGUGUCUGGCUACGUGUACGAGAGAUGGGAAACCGUCUGCCCGCAUGGUGCUGCUGAAGGGCUUUGGCAAGGAUGGCUUCCGCUUCUUCACUAACUUCGAGAGUCGAAAGGGAAAAGAGCUGGACUCCAAUCCCUUUGCUUCCCUUGUCUUCUACUGGGAGCCCCUGCACCGUCAGGUGCGUGUGGAGGGGCCCGUGAAGAAGCUGCCUGAGGAGGAGGCUGAAUGCUACUUCCACUCUCGCCCCAAGAGCAGCCAGAUUGGGGCUGUGGUCAGUCACCAGAGUUCCGUGAUCCCAGAUAGGGAGUAUCUGAGAAAGAAAAAUAAGGAACUGGAGCAACUCUACCAGGAACAGGAGGUGCCAAAGCCAAAAUACUGGGGUGGCUACAUCCUGUACCCACAGGUGAUGGAGUUCUGGCAAGGCCAAACCAACCGCCUGCACGACCGGAUCGUCUUUCGACGAGGCCUACUAACUGGAGACGCCCCUCUGGGGCCCAUGACCCACCGAGGGGAGGAAGACUGGCUCUAUGAGAGACUUGCGCCCUGACUCCCAAUCUGCUGGCACGGAGUGGAGCUGGGGCCAGUGCCCCAGAGAGGGUAUGGGAUGGGGGGGCCAGACCCUUCUAAACUCAAGCCACUUCCCUUCCUACCUCUUACAUUCAGGGCCCUUCAGUGUUUACCCUCAGAAUUCUCUGUAGUCAGCUAGUCUAGUGGAGUUUAACAGUGGCACAGACGAUCACAAAUGGAAAAUCUCGUAAUUUUCUUCUUGACCUUAACUAUGAUUUAUUGGAAUAGCUCCCUCUAGGGGUGGAGCUGAUGUGAUUCCCUUUUCUGGUGACAGGGGGUGGGCCCCCAGCAGCCUUGUCUGUUAUCACAUGACAGAGUCUGGCCAGAGCCAGUUGGUCCCAGCAGAAGCACCCAAGGCAAUCUAGCCAAUGGGUUUUUCUUUUCCUUCAAAUUUGAAAUUUGAACUCUAGAGACUCAGAGCACAGGAACCAUUGUAGCCGCCAAGUAAAUAAUGGUGGCCUAGAAACAGCAACUUCUGGCUGCUGCUCUUGCAAAUUCCCUGAACGAUCCACAGAUCCCUCCUUCCCAUGCCUGGGGUUGUGCAAUUCCUCCUCCUACCUCAGAAAACCCCCAUUAUCUCUUUAAAAAAAGAGAGAGGGAAAAAAAUAAAAUAGAGGUUUUGUUUUUUUUUUUCCUUGGCUUAAA
Messenger RNA from Odocoileus virginianus texanus, 1584 nucleotides. It is a transcript of the gene PNPO, whose product is annotated as pyridoxamine 5'-phosphate oxidase. Gene Ontology annotation, molecular function: FMN binding; pyridoxamine phosphate oxidase activity. Gene Ontology annotation, biological process: pyridoxal 5'-phosphate biosynthetic process; pyridoxine biosynthetic process. The record is from RefSeq and is a predicted model, not a curated record. Lineage: Eukaryota; Metazoa; Chordata; Mammalia; Artiodactyla; Cervidae.